CUCCCUUGAACAGACGUCUCUUUGCAGGGAUGGGGAAAGACAUCGGCAACGGCGAACUGCAAACAUUGGAGGAGAGGACUGGAAUCCAUGAAUGCAGUACAAAAACAAAGGCUUCUCCAGCAUUCGAAGAGGUCCUGGAUGCCAUUGGGUCCAGGGGGAAGUUCCAGACGAGGCUGAACAUCGUCUUCGUUUGCUUUGCCUCAUGCUUCGACCUGAUGAGCGUCAACAUGUUCUACCUGGCUAUGCAGACUCCUGAUCACUGGUGCUACGUCCCUGGCAGGGAACUUUCCAACCUUUCAGUUGAGGAGUGGAAGAACCUCACCAUACCGAGGGAAGGAGCCUCGUUCAGCAAGUGCCUGAUGUACAACCGGAGUGAUGUGACUGACUUUGACGGCAGCAGGGAACCUGUGAAGUGCCAGCACGGCUGGGAGUAUGACGACACGUGGUUCUCCCUGACGGUGACGUCACAGAUGAAUUGGGUCUGCGACAACCGGCAGGCCGUCAAUGACGUCUUGUUCUACUCUCAGAUUAUUGGAGUGGCCCUGGGGUUACUGUUUGGCUACAUAGGCGACAUGUACGGCCGACGCCCCCAGCAGCUGCUGUGCCUGUCAGCCCACGUGGUCAGCAGAGUGCUGGUCGUCCUCGCUCCACACGUGCUGCCGCUCUUCAUCCUGGCAGCAUCCCUCGUGUCAGCCGCAACUGGGCCCAUGGUGGAAUCGGUCUUGUCUGUUGGCUUGGAGCUGACUGACAUCAAGCACCGCACUGCGAUCAACUGCUACGCAUCCUGCAGCAUGGCCGCUGGAGUGAUGCUUGCUGGUCUGGUGUCCUGGGCGCUGCCCAAUUGGAACUACUCCAUCUCGUUUGCCGCCCUCAGUUGUUUUGCGCUGUUCUUCUUCUUCAGGUCAGUGCACCUGCUGGCUAUCUACUCACUGGUGAUAGCCGUGAGCCGACUGAGUGUGAACCCUUUCCUGGGGAUAGUGGCGCAGGGGGCGGCCGAGCUGCCUGCCCACUUCAUGGUGAACUACUUUGCGGCGAGGUUCGGUCGCCGUUGGCCCAGUGUAGGGAGUGCACUGUUGGCUGCACUGGCCAGUCUCCUCAUCUUCUGCCUGCUGACUGAACACAUCGCGGGUGCAGCCAUCGUGAUGGCGACCAUGCUGAUGCAGUUCAGCGCCGUCGCCGGUAUGGGCAUGGCGAACCUGCAGAGCAUCGAGUUGCACCCCACCUGCCUCCGCCAGAUCGCAACGGGUGUCGAGUACGCCGUUGCUGGAAUUUCCAUGUCUUCCCUGCCCUACCUGGCGCUGAUGAAUGACAAGCGACUUCCCUUCGCCAUCCUCUGUGCCCUCGAGCUGAUGGUAGCGUUUUCUGUGUCGUUCCUACCAGAAUCUGCAAUGCAGCGAUUGCCAGAGACGUUAAGGGAUGGUGCCGUCUUUGGCAGAGGGCAACCUUACUGGAGCUGGAAACCAAAACCACCUCUUCAGUACGCCACAGGAUAAAGGAGUUCCAGAACUUCCUUACAGUGUAGUUCUACACUGGUCAUAGAGUAGCAGCUGACAUGUUAAUGCGACGACUUCUGUUUGCUGACGCCUUGCAUGACUUGCUCGGCCUGCUAUGAGUGGUUAACAGUGCAGGUCGAACUUUAUUUCAAAUCUGUAAACAGUAGCACGAAAACUAAGGCUGACCAGGAUUAGAUUAUAAAUUUACUCUCUGGUGCAACUAGCGACUCCUGAGAAUCAAUUUUUACAAGACACAGGCAAUAAUUACUGGACGAACUACUUGCAGGAUCCAUCUCCACGUCCAUCUCCAUGGUUUCUGUCUAACCACUUAUGACCGCCCUAUCCAAUAAACGCUAUACCAAACUAAACCAACAUAGAAACCGCACCCACUGGCUGUCCAAAGAAAUCAAAAUAUCACAAUAGACUAAAACUACACGCUGCACAACUAACAGCCUUAAUCUGAGGACUAAUCCUGUUAUUCCAACGUCACCUGGAUUUAUACCCCCUUACACCCACACCUUUAAUUUUAACACUCCCCCAAAAAUGAUACUACGCAACUUUCCUCGCUCUCUGUAUCCACCUACUACCUCCUCCCCCCCUCCCCCACCUGUUACACCUACAAGCGCUCCACAUCCAAUUCCAAAAAAUAUUUAAUCGCCUCUCACAACCUGGCCUCGAAAUCCCAUCCAGAGAUCUACCCAUCCUUCCAUCUUUAACAGAAGUCUCUUCUUGCUUCCAUGUGUGUGUGUUACAGUUCGCAACCCCAAACCACUUUUCUGGGUCCUCCUCCUCAACUCUUCACUCCACAUUCUUUCGAAAACGCAUUUAAGCAGGUGAAAUGUUAAACAGAAUUAUUAUUGAGAGUGGUGUAAUUAUAUAUGGAUAUAAACGCCACCUACUCUUUGCAUACAUUUAGUUAAAUGAAGACCGCCAUUUAAAGGGUUUUUUUAAAUUUUUUAAAUUAAAAAACAGCAAAUAUCAGUAUUUAAAUUACAACCUGAA
Molecule: messenger RNA, 2495 nt
Organism: Schistocerca americana (American grasshopper)
Lineage: Eukaryota; Metazoa; Arthropoda; Insecta; Orthoptera; Acrididae
Product: solute carrier family 22 member 7-like
Exons: 8
Coding region: 30-1493 (487 amino acids)
Source: RefSeq, a predicted model, not a curated record